AUAUAUAUAUAUAAAAAAAUGGUUGUAUUAUGAUCAUAAGACUGGUCUAGUAUAGAAGGAGGCUGUGGAGGAUCCCUGGUUCGGCCCAACUGAAGGCAGAUUCUCAAUACAGUUCUAGCAUGCCUCCUUACACUUCUAUAUAUUAAUAUUUACACUUGGCUUAAAUACAACCCCGCCUUAAACCCUUCAAUAUAGAGUAUAGGCUCCAAAAACAUCCUGUAGUGUUGUUUCAAACAGUGGACAGUGAACCCCAAGUGAUGGUUUGAGGUUAAAUCAGUGACUAUGUCUAAAGAAGAGGGAGGUGGGGGUGGAGGUGAGACCCCCCAGGCCCAAUAUGUUGGCCCAUACAGGCUGGAGAAAACGCUUGGAAAAGGACAAACAGGUUUAGUGAAGCUGGGAACCCACUGUGUCCUAGGGAAGAAGGUUGCAAUAAAAAUAGUCAACAAAGAGAAACUUAGUGAAAGCGUUCUUCUUAAGGUUGAGCGUGAAAUAGCAAUCAUGAAACUAAUAGAACAUCAGAAUGUUCUCGGUCUCUACGAUGUUUACGAGAACAGAAAAUACUUGUACCUUGUACUGGAGCAUGUAUCUGGAGGAGAACUGUUUGACUACCUGGUGAAGAAGGGUAGGUUGACCCCGAAGGAAGCUCGACGAUUUUUCCGUCAAAUUAUUUCAGCACUUGACUUCUGUCACAGUCAUUCAAUAUGUCACAGGGAUCUGAAACCAGAAAAUCUACUGCUUGAUGAUAAAAACAAUAUAAAGGUUGCAGAUUUUGGAAUGGCCAGUCUUCAACCACGUGGGUCGAUGUUGGAGACAUCUUGCGGUUCUCCGCACUACGCUUGCCCAGAAGUUAUUCGAGGCGAGAAAUAUGACGGGACUCGGGCAGAUGUUUGGUCUUGCGGAGUUAUCCUUUACGCUCUUUUAGUUGGAGCUCUUCCAUUUGAUGAUGAUAACCUUCGCCAACUACUAGAGAAGGUUAAACGUGGCGUCUUCCAUAUACCACAUUUUGUUCCUCCUGAAUGUCAGAAUUUACUGCGAGGGAUGAUUGAAGUAUCUCCUGAUAAAAGACUGACGCUGAAGGAGGUUAACCGUCACCCCUGGGUGAUAGCUGGGGGUAAGGGUGAACUGGAUCUAGAAGAUCCUAUGAUGGAAGUUGUUCAAACUCAUAUUAUUCCUUCAGAGGAUCAAAUUGAUCUGGAUGUGCUACAGGCAAUGAACAGCUUGGGAUGUUUUAAGGAUCGACAAAAAUUAAAAAUGGAGUUGCUCAAACCGUUACAUAAUACAGAAAAGGUGAUAUAUUUCCUUCUACUUGACCGGAAAAAGAGGAAACCGUCCUAUGAAGAUGAUACGGAGGUGAUGGUUCGUUCCCGGUGCGGAAGUCAGGAUCCCCCCCGGAAACGUGUUGAUCAUAGUAAAGUAAACGGAAACCAUUUUGUCCAGCUUAGCCAGGGAUCCCCUCUCACACCUAGGAGACAACUUUACAGCCCGGCCUUACCGAGGAGAAAAGAGGUGGAUUAUCUAUCAGGGUCCAGGACACCCUUACUCAGCAAUAGAAGACGACAACCAAGUGGUUCCUCCUUGUCGUCCUUUGGUCCCUCCUCUCUGUGCACCUCCCCGGUCCCUCCCUUCUCCCCCCAUCCCUCUCCUAAACUUCAAAGACAAGAUAAACCGCGGCUAAACGAGGGCGGAGGAGAUACCGAACAUUUACUCCCAACUCCACCAGGUUCCCCAUCACAGGCCCACUGGAGAUCUAGGUUGAAUUCUUUGAAGAAUAAUUUCCUCGGGAGUCCUAGGUUCCAUAGAAGAAAACUUCACGAUGAUCUUGUUUCCAGCCACCAUCCAACCCCUGAAUCAUCUCCUGAACUAACUAAAAGAUCCUGGUUUGGUUCCUUGAUGUCUACUGAGAAGGAAGAGAACUAUACCGUAGUAGUUAAAGGAAAAUCAUUGGCAACCAUUAAAGCCGAUCUUAUUCAUGCAUUUCUUUCGGUCAGCGAUCUUCAACACAGUGUGGUGACACCAAUGUCGUUCCGGUUAGAGUACAAGAGAGGGUCAACUGCGUCUACCAUGUUUCAAAGACAGGUUCGAAUGCAGGUUGAUAUUUCAGCCGUCAAUAAAUCCGAAUCAACGGCAGAUUGCCUUUAUGCCAUAACAUUCACCCUGAUUUCUGGUAACAUUCGCCGUUUCCGGCGAAUAUGUGAGCAUAUCCAGAGUAUGGUCUGUGCUUCAAGGCGAGCUCCGCCUGCUUCGCCUCGGGCACAACGGCGGAGUACUCAUCAAGGCGAAAUAAGUGAAAGUGAAUCAGACACUUCAAACCGAAUGAUCGAGCAACAUUCAACUAAACAGAAUAUUACUGAGGGUAGUCCCCCCUCCAGUCCUAGAUGUAGACCACAUUCCGGUCCAGUCGAAAUAAAGACUGAAGAUGUUGUAAGAUGUACAAACUCCUCGUCCCGUGGUUCCUCUCCUACAGUCAACAUGAAGACUCCAACCAACAGUAGGAAAGGGAGUCCCAGCUCCAGUAGGCGGGGCAGCCAGGGGAGUAGGCGGGGCAGUAGAGAGAGUAUUUCAACACCCACUCCUUCACUUUCAAGAAAACCGAGUGUCAGAUCUGAAAGAACUGAGGAGGCUCCGCCUCAAACCAACGGAACUAAGGCCACGGAUUCAGAGACGAGUCUGAGCGCAGAGAAUAUAGAGAAAAGUGUAGAAGGGGAGAAUAAUGAAAUAAAUCACAAAGUGAACGGAAAUAAUGGUUCUGUUAAGGAACUUUCAGAAGAUGGAAGUAAUAAUAACGAUGUAAAAUCAAUCAUUUUUGCCUAACUCAGGCAACCUUAGGACUAAAGCCGGUCAUCUUUGGCAACCCUGACACUAACCUCGGUCAUUCUCGGGAAACCCUGGGGAUUGACACCAGUCAUUCUCUCUGGCAACCCAGGCACUGAUACCAGUCAUCCCCAGGUUACAUAGAGACUAACAGGGUUAGUUUAACACCAGGCAUUCUCAGGCAACUAGGGAAUUAACACCGGUCAUUCUCGAGCAUCUGGGGCACUAAGAACAAUUAUCCUUAGGCAUCUGGGGCAUUAACGCUGGUCAUCAUUUGGCAACCCUGGCACUUAUACCGAUCAUUUUCGAGUCAUCCUUAGCUAACCCUGGAUACUAAAACCUGUCAUUCUCGGGAAGCCCCUCGGGCAUUAACACCGGUCAUUCUCUGGCAACCUAGAAACUCAUACCGGUCAACCCCAGGUAACACGGAGACUAACACUGGUCAUCCUGGGCCAACAGGGACAUGAACAUCAGUCAUCCACGGGCAACCAGGACAAAACCCUAGUCAUCCUUGGGCGGCUGGGGCACUAACACUGGUUAUCCUUGGGUGUCCGAGACACUAACACCAGUUCAAGUGGCCAGUCGUCACAGUGGGAAAUGUAAUAAAUCCGGUAAAGACUUGGCAGGGUGGCGCUAGAUAAAUAGUUAUCAUCAUAUAUGUCUAUUAUUAUUAUUAUUAUUAUUUGCACAUUGUUAAACACUAAACAUGUGUUGGAGCACUUAGUUUCCAUCUGAUUAUAGCGAAGCUCAAAUUAUUUAAAAACAGGGUGAGCAAAAAAACCAAAGACUUACAUAAAAAACGGGCUGACAGAUUCAUCCAUUAUAUUCAAAUCUACAGUGAAGAAUUGAAAAAGCUUUCAAUGAGGCAUUAUAUUUUCUUAAACAUAUUGUUUGUGAUUUAAAGUCAAUACUGUUUAGGGGAACUCACAUCUUGUACAUGCCUUGAUCCUGAGUAUUUUUGGAUUGUACAGUACCGACCUAAGAUAUUACCGUAUCGACGUGAGAUCGUUAACAUGUAAAUCUUGAAUUGAAAGGCAGUGCCCUGAGACUGUACUGUACCGACCCGAGACUGUACCAUACCGACCCGAGACUGUACCAUACCGACCCAAGACUGUACCGUACUGAUCCGAGAACGUACCAUACCAACGUGAGAUUGCACAGUACCGACCUGAGACUGUACUGUACCAACUUGAGACUGUAUUGUACCGACCUGAGAAGCUGUACCAUGACAACCCUGCAUUGUGCUGUAACGGCCUUAGAUUGUAUCAUACUCUUAUGCUUUAUAAGUUUAGGCCCACCAAUCACCAUUUUAAUUAAAAAAUUACUCCUUUUAUAGGAAGAUGUUGGGAUUUGUUCUCUGAACAUUUUUUUGAAUAGUUUUUUUGGAAACAUUUGCAAGAAACUUAUUGUUAACUGGGAAAUCUAUUUUGGGAAAAUUAACGUUUUUUAAUUCUAAACUUUGGCAAAUACAUGGGCUGAACAAUUUUAUUGAACUUUUUGAUAAUUUUCCUUUAGGUUUUCCUUUAAACAUUUUAAUACUUCUCUUAAAAGAGUUUUAGUAAUACAAUAUUAUACAAUAGUUUUGUUUUUCCAAUUUCAAUUUUUUCAUUUUCUCUAGAUAUGACUUUAAUGUUUUCAGUUAUUUAUGAAAUUUGGAAAUACAAUCUAAUAUUAAAAUGGUAACAUUUAGAAGCUAUGCACAAAAUGACGAUAAUUUUAAUUAAACCAAAAUAAUCAUAUUUUUGAAGUUUAAUAAAGUGUUCAGAAACCCGAAGCGUAUUUGAUUUGUUUAAAAUAACAUCAUGAUGAUGGGACAAAUCACUUUAAACUUUCUAAAAAGUAACAUUUUUAUUGUGUUAAUGAUUAUUGACUAUUCUAGCUAAAGAUCGACUAAUGGAUGAAUUGGGGCCAAAACCUGCAGUUUAAAAAAGCUGUGUAACCAUUAAUUGAAUCAUUAAACUCACAUUAUCGUUUUGCUAUAUAGAAAACAACGUCCUCAUAUACUCUCAAGCUUUAUGCAGA
Messenger RNA from Eurytemora carolleeae, 4833 nucleotides. RefSeq names its product serine/threonine-protein kinase BRSK2. Gene Ontology annotation, molecular function: ATP binding; tau-protein kinase activity; protein serine/threonine kinase activity. Gene Ontology annotation, cellular component: cytoplasm. Gene Ontology annotation, biological process: intracellular signal transduction; protein phosphorylation; microtubule cytoskeleton organization. NCBI's taxonomy places the organism in Eukaryota, Metazoa, Arthropoda, Copepoda, Calanoida, Temoridae. The record is from RefSeq and is a predicted model, not a curated record. The transcript has 23 exons. The coding region runs from base 283 to 2811 and encodes 842 amino acids.